Molecule: messenger RNA, 606 nt
Organism: Leptomonas pyrrhocoris
Lineage: Eukaryota; Euglenozoa; Kinetoplastea; Trypanosomatida; Trypanosomatidae
Product: putative folate/biopterin transporter
Exons: 1
Coding region: 1-606 (201 amino acids)
Source: RefSeq, a predicted model, not a curated record
AUGGCAGAUCGAUGUACCACGCCGGCCCCCCACGCGGAUCCGUGCACGCCCCGCAGCGGCGACUCAGCACCCGACUGCAGCCCGGCGUCUGUCCUGUCCCGCACGAAACAUGCGCCGGCGCCGUCUCGCACACACCGCGCGAUGGGCCAGCUACCCGUACAGGUAGCCGAGCCCGGCAGCACGCACCCCACCACCGCCAAGCUCUUCCACAUCUGCCCCUGGCUGCGUCACGUCCCGGUGCUGGGCAUUGCGUUGGAAGGCUUCGGCCCGAGCCUGUGCUUCGCCAUUGGGGCGGUGGACUUCAUGACGAAAGGCGUUGCCGAGAACACGAUCGCCCUCUCUCGCCAACCGACGAUGACGAAGCGCUACAUGAUUCACGGCACGCGCUACCAGCGCCUGGCCGGCAUCAUUGCCAUGGGCUCCUCGAUUAAGAUCGUCAUCGCUGUCGUUUCCGACACCGUCGCCCUCUUCGGCUACCGCAAGCGGUUGUACCAACUCGGGUCCUGCGUGAUGAGCUUCGCGUUCACCCUCGGCUACGCCCUCCUGCCCGCCACGCCGGCGUCGGCCGAUACCGCUGCCGCCUUCAUCUUCCUCUGCACCUUCUGA